Saccoglossus kowalevskii is the source of this 1142-nucleotide messenger RNA. RefSeq lists its product as uncharacterized. Gene Ontology annotation, molecular function: lipid carrier activity; calcium ion binding; protein binding. Gene Ontology annotation, biological process: lipid transport. Lineage: Eukaryota; Metazoa; Hemichordata; Enteropneusta; Harrimaniidae. The record is from RefSeq and is a predicted model, not a curated record.
AUGAACUACGGUGAAAGCGGAUUGUGUGAGCUUUUAGAAGAAAUUGAAGGGCAUGAUGUAGAACUACAUGAAGAAGCACUUGGAUGUGGUCUUGGGGUAUACGGUUAUCAACUGGUAGAUUGGACUGGCUUUGAUAUAAUCAAAAAUACUUACGAUGUCAACAUCAGAAUUGAUGACCCACUUGGUACCAAGAGUUUGGAGUAUUUUGUUCCACCGCGAUUAGGACGAUUGAUGUCAACGUCUCACCACACGACCUCUUACCUGUAUGCAACAAACUGUGCUAAAGACUGUCUAGCCCUCCCUCCCUCCAAGUGUCUUAGUUUUAAUUAUGACUACGGUGAAAGCGGAUUGUGUGAGCUUUUGGAAGAAGUUGAAGGUCAUGAUGUAGAACUACAUGAAAGUGGCAUGUUUUAUAACUUUGAACGUCUUGGUAUUGGCCAUGCUGUAGAAUUCCUUCACAAUGACCUAUCACUCAGACACAAUGGCUUGUAUGUGUUCAAUCUUCAUCUUAAUAACACGUUAGGUUAUAGUAAUGUUAUUAGUUCUGAGGGAAUACUGGUAGAUUUUACAACACCGGAACCAGGACCGAUCAGUAAUGCCAUCUAUGAUGAAGUCAACCAUGAGACCUGUACAGAAUAUGUACCAGAUGAGUGGGAAAACAGAUGUAUACAAGAAACGCCAUUACCAAAUCAUAGGUCUAUUAUUGAUGGUCCAGGCUCAAUGUGUGUAUUUAACGGUCAGGAACCUUUGAUUGAUACUUUCUAUACAAGAGCCAAUAAAUACGUUUCAGCUAACUGGGAUGGAUUCUAUGAUCUGGAGACCCAUAUAUUUGGAUACACAUGGACUGUGGGGACAGAUCACUGUUUAGAUGAUAUCCAUCCACAUAAAGAUCCCCAUAGUCAUUUAUUUGAUGAAAGUGAAUGGACACAUACUGGUAUAGCUCAUCCACUUGAAUUAGAUGAUGGUCAGUACCAUGUGACAGUAAGGGCGCUGAACAAAGUGGAAUUUGGUGGACCAUUGGCGACUACUGUUUGCCAUUCAACACCAUAUACUAUUGAUAAUACACCACCUGUAGUAUAUCAUGUCCAUCUCAUUGAAUAUGAUGAAAUAUCAUGCCAUAUAUUUGUAGAGUAUGAUGUCAG